GAACUUUUCCAUGCUUGUGUUGCUCCCCAACUCUUUUUACAUUUGAGUGUUCCUCAUGAGUAAAAAAGGUUGGGGACCCCUGCUCUAAAUAUUUUAUAACUUUACUAAGAAGAGCCUGACCGAAAAAUGAACUGAGUCUAACUUGUAUGCCAAUGUGAGGAAGUCUGGGGAAGUAUAAUGGGGCACACACACAGGGGAUACUUUGACCUAGGCCCCUUUAAACACUUAAGGGACCCACUGACAAACAUGACCAAAUUUGUAGUUCCACUUUUUUAAAAUCGUGUUCGUUUCAACCAGCAGCAAAAUUUCUUUUUUUUAGAUCCGGACUCACUUCUCUGAACCCCACACAAAAUCCCGCCAGCAUCUUAGGGCGGCGCACUAUUCGCUACGUUACGGUGAAAGGGCUAGUAUGUAAAUGCGCAGCUAUCACAUGAGUUACGGUCAGGUUCUUGCUUGAGUCACAUGAUCAGAAAUGGCAGCGGAGAUCCGCUCCCGGUCUCCGCGGGGCCCCGUACUUCUCACUAAGAUUCCCGGGCAUAGGGAGCAGGUGGCUGCGGCCAGAUUGAUUCCGCGGGAGGAUGGAGUUAUCACGGCCAGUGAGGACAGGACUUUGCGAGUAUGGCUGAAGAGAGACAGUGGGCAGUACUGGCCAAGCAUCUAUCACACAAUGUCAUCUCCCUGCACAGCUCUGCGGUACCAUCACGAGAGCAGGAAGAUUUUUGUGGGCCAAGAUACUGGUGCUAUAGUGGAGUUUCUUAUCUCAGAUGACUUCAACAAAAUGAAUUUUAUAAAGACAUACCCAGCACACCAGAGCCGGGUGACUGAAGUUAUCUACUCUCCAGGGACCGAAUGGGUAAUCAGCACAGGGCAUGAUAAAUGUGUCACAUGGAUGUGCACUCAGAGUGGGACACAAAUUGGCAGACACAGUUUCGCAUCCUGGGCUUCCUGUCUCCAGUAUGAUGAAGAUACAAAAUAUGCCUUUGUGGGAGAUUUCUCUGGUCAGAUUACACUUCUCAAAUUGGAGCAGAACAGCUGUUCCGUGAUAUCAACACUUAAGGGUCAUGAAGGAAGCAUUUCCUGUCUGUACUGGGAUCCAGUCCAGCGGUAUCUAUUUUCUGGAUCCUCAGAUCACAGCAUUAUCUUAUGGGACAUUGGAGGGAGGCAAGGACGGACACUGAUCCUCCAAGGACACCAUGACAAAGUACAGGGGUUGACUUAUGUACAGCUGACAAGGCAGCUGGUCUCCUGCUCAGCUGAUGGCGGCAUCUGUGUCUGGAACAUGGAUAUUGAUAGAGAAGAGGCACCUCAGUGGCUAGAGAGUGACUCCUGCCAGAAAUGCUCCCAGCCGUUCUUUUGGAAUAUAAAGCAGAUGUGGGAUACAAAGACAGUGGGAUUGCGUCAGCACCACUGCAGGAAGUGUGGGCAGGCUGUGUGUGGAAAAUGCAGCUCCAAGAGAUCCAGCUACCCUAUUAUGGGAUUUGAGUUUCAGGUGCGGGUCUGUGAUUCCUGUUACGAGACCAUCAAAGAUGAGGACCGAACACCACUGGCCACCUUUCAUGAAGGGAAGCACAACAUCUGUUACAUGACUAUGGAUGUAUCAAGAGGGUUGAUGGUGACCUGUGGGACUGACCGCCUAGUGAAGAUCUGGGACAUGACCCCAGCAGUGGGCUGUAGCUUGGCCACCGGCUUCUCCCCUCGUUGACCCGAAGACUUCCGUUUCCUAUGAACAACGCACCUUAUGUACAGAUGUGUACACACAGGCUAACACCCCUCUGGCCACUUUCUACCUGCGCCCUUGUAUUACAGCUCCGUUUGAACUAAAGCUUUGUAUCAGCCAGUGGGAAAAUGCUUCCAGCCCAAGGGUUGAUUUACGAAGAGCCUUCUGCAAAUUAUCUUUGUCUGCUAGAUGCGUUGCAGGGUUUAAUACAAAUAAUUAUUAGCGGCAAAGAGUAUAUUUAAUAACUAGCCUAAAAUGUAGUCUCCCCUUUAAACCCGUCCUCGUCCCUGAACUUCUACAUACACCACAGUUACCAUGAAUACCUUUCUGCAGUUCAACUGCUCUUGUUUACAAAGCACUACAGGAUGUCGGGUGUCUCGGUAGCACUAGUUUAAUGAAAGUCUCUUAGUGUAGGAACUAUUGUCAUUUGUAACUCCACAAUAUUGUCCGACCUGUGAAGUCUUAACCAGCGCAGUUUUAUAUCCAAGCUUUUAGGUGUGUGUCUCUCUAGGUGCAUUUUUAUUUGUCCAAGUGAUUUGAUGAAAUGAUGUGCGUUAACCUUUCUCAUCACUGUUUUCUGAUAAGCAGGACUUGUCUGAUGAACUGGGCCUUGCCCUUUCUAUAUAGAGUACAGGGAUGGAUGCCAUUCAUUAUUCAGUGAUCUUAGUUACAAACCACCCAACUUAUAAAGUGACUCUGCUGUGCCCACUGGCAGUAACAGGCUUCAAAACUCCAGAGAAAAUGAACAGUUUUCUAUUGAUUGCCUUUUUUCUUUGUUUACAAAGAGUCUUUGUUGUUUCUCUGCUUCUUAAUGUCUUUCUUUUGAUUCUGUGUUCUAUAUUCCGUAUUCCUUAAAAUAAUAUGAUAUAAUGUAAAGCAGUCCAGGCACCAGACCUGAGGUAAGGCACCUAAGGCAAACAUUUUUCCAACCUGUAAAAUUACAAGCCUACAGUAGCGGGUGCUGGGAGUUGUAGUUGCGAGGUUCGGGGAGUGUGGGAGUUGAAGUUGGAAGGCUGCAGGUUGGAUAUCCUUAACCUGACAUAACGUUAACUUUUCGUAUCUUAUAAAUUGGACAAUUCAGAUUUUUCAAUUUGUCUUUAUUAUAUAUUCUUAAAUAGUUUUCAAAUUAUUUGCCUUCUUCUGCUUCUAAGUCUUUGCAACUUUCAAAUGGGGGUCACUGACCCCGGCAGCCAAAAAACUAUUGCUCUGUGAGGCUACAAAACUGCUGAACAGAAAUUUAAAUAAUUCAAAAACUACAAAUAAUAAAUAAUGAAGACCAGUUGCGAAUUGUCUGCGAAUUGUCUCAGAAUAUUACUCUCUACAACAUCAUGCUAAAAACAACCCCUUUAAGGAAAUGUUUUGGUUUAAAGGGUUUGUGUUAUUGAUAUUUUUGUUGUUUAUAAAACGCUUAUCCCUGCAGCUCCAAUGGACACAGUCUGGAAGUAGAAAGCUAAUGGAGAAAUGGGCAAAGCGCACGGCAGUGGGGAUAGGCAGCUUUUAUGAAAGGACAGACAGCACAGUGGGUAUGUACACGGCCAGGUAUAACAUUAGCCACUUAGCAGCUCCCACUUGCAUAAGUGCACAUAGCUAAAAUGAUAUGGAGACGCUUGGACUGACCUUCCAGAGGAUCUCCCGGCGGCCCCAGUCUGAGAAAAUUCUCAGCCUUUUUUAUUUCUGUCAUAAUCCCAUAUAACUUCUAUACCAAUGGCGCUGUCUCCAUCUAAUUGCUGAGAGGGAGGGCCCUGAAGGUCAGUUUCUCUUUUGGGCCCUAGGAAUCCCAGUCCAACACGGCAUAGAGAAAGCAGCAGCGUUCACAAAAAUAUGUGAUAAGAAAUUUCAGUAGCACAUUAAUUACCCUUUAAGUAGAAAACAACAUGCUUGCUAAAGAAUGCUCUCAUUAAGACUGCCAUAAUGAGUACAGGCAGCUGUAUUUUCUUUUCUUUAGCCCAUUAAUAGCCUUGAUAGUGUACAGUCCAUAAUGGUGUAAUCCGAUCAUUUGCACUGGCUAUAUGCAGCUGUUUCUAUUUGUCACUGAGUUAAAGUGCUCAUAGAUAGACAUCUCCAUGUAGUCCCAGGCACCCAGGGGCAUAGUGAUAGAGGGAGCAGUCUCUGCAAUGGAUAGGGGCCCAGAAGGGGACUUGUGUGUGAAUCGUGAUGAAGGAAUCUGUCAGGGAAGAAAUCCGAAUAUUUUUCUAUAGAUAAGAUACCUGCCAGUGUUGGUCCUGUAUUUGCAUCUCUUUUUGCUGUAUUUUGUUAAAAAGAAAGCACCUGUCUGACAAUCAGUCAUUCUGUCUGGCUGUCCAUCGAUUCUUAGUAAACAGGGCCUCUUUUGCAUCACCUUAUUCUGUUUCAUGAAGUCCAACUGAAUCAGUAAAAGCAAAAGAUCACCCAAUAUUGUUGUUCGGUGUACCUGAUGUUUGCUCUGAGCGUGUAUGUUCUCCAGUUGACUGUUUGUGGAACUAUAACGUCUCAUCAGUGCCCUCUACCUGUGAUUUAAAGAAAUACCUCCAUUUCUAGCAAUAGGUUUAUUGUGCCGUUAGUAACCAGUUCUUGUUCCCACACCUUUUCUACAUCUAUUUUGAAGAUAUUCCAUUUUAGCUGUGCUUUCUUCUGUACCCUAGUAACCAAAUCAUGAUUUGCUAUUUAAAGUAUUUCUUCUUAGUUACUGUCUAAAUAUGGUUUUCUAAUAAAAAAUGUUGCCUUACUUUCCAU
Molecule: messenger RNA, 4429 nt
Organism: Xenopus tropicalis (tropical clawed frog)
Lineage: Eukaryota; Metazoa; Chordata; Amphibia; Anura; Pipidae
Gene: wdfy1
Product: WD repeat and FYVE domain containing 1
Exons: 12
Coding region: 473-1702 (409 amino acids)
Cellular component (GO): early endosome
Molecular function (GO): metal ion binding
Source: RefSeq, a predicted model, not a curated record